This is a messenger RNA of Pterocles gutturalis (yellow-throated sandgrouse), 903 nucleotides long. It is a transcript of the gene STK32A, whose product is annotated as serine/threonine kinase 32A. Gene Ontology annotation, biological process: regulation of signal transduction; protein phosphorylation; G protein-coupled receptor signaling pathway. The transcript is spliced from 9 exons. The annotation marks the transcript as partial. The record is from RefSeq and is a predicted model, not a curated record. Gene Ontology annotation, molecular function: G protein-coupled receptor kinase activity; G protein-coupled receptor binding; ATP binding. NCBI's taxonomy places the organism in Eukaryota, Metazoa, Chordata, Aves, Pterocliformes, Pteroclidae.
AUGGGAGCAAACACCUCCAGCAAGUCCCCACCCUUGGACGAGAACGAAGAUGUCACCUUCGACCAUUUUGAAAUUUUGAGAGCUAUUGGGAAGGGCAGCUUCGGAAAAGUCUGCGUUGUGCAGAAGAAUGAUACCAAGAAGAUGUAUGCCAUGAAAUACAUGAACAAACAGAAGUGCGUGGAGCGCAAUGAAGUGAGAAAUGUUUUCAAGGAGCUGCAGAUAAUGCAGGGCCUGGAGCACCCCUUCCUGGUCAAUUUAUGGUACUCGUUCCAGGAUGAAGAAGACAUGUUUAUGGUUGUAGACCUGCUGCUCGGCGGGGACCUGCGCUACCACCUCCAGCAAAAUGUGCGGUUCCAGGAAGGCACUGUGAAACUCUUCAUCUGCGAGCUGGUGCUGGCCCUGGACUACCUCCAGCGCAGGAGCAUCAUCCACAGAGACAUCAAGCCUGACAACAUUUUGCUGGAUGAGCACGGACACGUGCACAUCACCGAUUUCAACAUUGCCACCAUGCUGACGAAGGAAAUCCAGGUCACCACCAUCGCUGGCACAAAGCCCUACAUGGCACCUGAGAUGUUCAACUCCACAAAGCCCACCGGCUACUCCUUCGCUGUGGACUGGUGGUCGCUGGGCAUCACGGCUUAUGAGCUGCUCCGCACCCGGAGGCCGUACCACAUCCGCUCCAGCGCUCCUGCGGCUGAAAUCGCCCGCGUGUUCCGCACGGCCACAGUGACGUACCCGGCUGCCUGGUCGGCGGACAUGGUGUCGCUGAUCAGGAAGUUGCUGGAGCCGAACCCCGAGAAGCGUUUUUCUCAGCUGAAGGAUGUCCAGGGCUCCCCGUACCUGUCCGACGUGAACUGGGAUGCUGUUCUCCAGAAGAGGAUAAUGCCGGAGUUCAUCCCCACG